Oncorhynchus nerka (sockeye salmon) is the source of this 2967-nucleotide messenger RNA. Its product is annotated as ran GTPase-activating protein 1-like. The record is from RefSeq and is a predicted model, not a curated record. The transcript has 6 exons. Gene Ontology annotation, biological process: activation of GTPase activity; nucleocytoplasmic transport. Gene Ontology annotation, molecular function: GTPase activator activity; small GTPase binding. Gene Ontology annotation, cellular component: nucleus; perinuclear region of cytoplasm; cytosol. NCBI's taxonomy places the organism in Eukaryota, Metazoa, Chordata, Actinopteri, Salmoniformes, Salmonidae. The coding region runs from base 496 to 855 and encodes 119 amino acids.
CCCCAGUGGGAACUUCCCUUUUAAAUAUAUAUAUAAAGAGAACAGAGAUCAUAAGACAGUAUGAUCCUCGUUAACAUAUGAGACAGACUUCAUAUGGAGAAUCAUUACAGGUAAAUUUACUAUUGCACUAUACUCUUUUUGUUAGACUAUAACAAUAUUAGAAAAUUGGAUUAUUUUGUCUAUGUACUUAUUGGAUCACUAUCUGAAUAUACUUGGUUGAAUUUGGUGACCCCGAGACUGAGUCUACGAAAAACAGAGGUCUAAACAAAUACAGAUGUCUGUCUGAAUACAGACAAAGUGGCGGUCACUCAGUGAGACAUCAGGUACAGAUGUGAUUGGCAAUACAAGGAAACAGCAAAAUACCAGUUACAAUAUAUUGAGUCCAUACACAGAGUUGUAAGUGUAUUAAGAUAUUAGAAUUCGGAAUCUAGCGCCGUAGCUGUGAGAAUACCGAUUACGGGAAAGAGACCAAAGGGCUGAGCAUUUAAGACCACCAUGGGUUCCGAUGACAUUGCCCUGGUGGCCGAUGCAUUGUCCAAGACCCAUGUAGGAGAUGAAGAGUUGAGCUACGAGGGCCGGGGACUGAAGAUGGACAACGCAGAGUCUGUGAAGGAGUUGGUGCAGGAAAUAGAGGAGUACCAGGGACUACGGGCCCUGUGGUUGGAGGGAAACACAGUGGGAGUGGAAGCAGCGCAGGCUAUCGCCAAAGCCUGGGAGAGCAAAGACCAGCUUCAGAGUUGCAAUUGGAGUGAUAUGUUCACGGGUCACCUGCAUCUGAAAUCCCAACUGCCCUUGAGAUCCCUGGGCAGAGCAUUGAUGAUAGCAGGGACCAACCAGACAGAGAGCUUGACCUGAGUGAUAACGCCUUUGGACCAAAGGGCAUUGAAACUCUACUGAAGAGCUCUGCGUGUCACUCUCUACAGGAGCUGAGACUCAACAACUGUGGCAUGAGCAUCGGAGGGGGCAAGGUGAGAGUUUGGAAACACUAACUGUGUGACUAAGGUCUUUCAUAAGGACUUACUUAGGCCCAUCACUCCUUCGGGAGCAUAGGCCAUUAACAACUUUUCUCCAUCAUUUUCUGGUCUACUGUUAGGAUGUACCAAAGUAACUGUCUGUUAAAUCCUGGCGACAGCGUUGACUGAGUGUCAGAAACAGUCCAGUGCUCUGGGUGUCCCCCUGAAAUUGAAAGUGUUCAUCGCAGUCAGAAACCGCUUGGAGAACGAAGGAGCCACAACCCUUGCCCUGGCAUUUCAGAUCUCUUUUGUGCUCUCUCCCUCCCCCCAUUUCUCUCAUACUCUCUCCCAACCCCCCUCUCUUUAUCAGUUAAUAGAAACCUAGAGGUGCACAUGCCCCAGAAUGGGAUCAACUAUACUGGGAUGAUCAAAUCAAAUAUAUUUAUAAAGCCCUUUGUACAUCAGCAGGUUACAAAGCAAAGUGCUUAUACAGAAACAAAGACUAAAACCCAAAACAGCAAGCAAUGCAGAUGUAGAAGCACGGUGGCUAGGAAAAACUUCCUAGAAUGGCAGGAACGUAGGAAGAAACUAGGCUCUGAUGGGUGGUCAGUCCUCUUCUGGCUGUGCCAGGUACAUGGCCAUUAACCCUUUGACACGUACGAACACACGGUUGUGAUCGUUCUACAGUGGUCCCUGCAGAUGUGAUUAGAACACUUAUUUAGAACGUCCAGUUUCGAUUGACGCAACAGUCGGCAUUUGAGCUGGCUUCUGUGUUUGUGCAAAAAAAUUCUGUGAAAAAACAGUCUUUGCAACGUUAUGUGAGCAUUUUAUUUUUGGAUGCAAUGUUCAGACAUUCACAGAAGUAGCGACAAUAUAACACAUUUCUCAUCCAAACCAGAAAAUGUAGGCCACAUUAGUCGUAGCGCUAACUGAGGAAAGAGUGACCUAAUACUAGCGGCCAUAUUUAGCUGACUCUCGGCUGACAGAAAUCAUCAUAUGAAUUAGCUAAUAGCAAUUACAAUUCAUCACAUCACGGAUGACCUCACCAGUGAUCAAAAUAAUUGAGUAAAACACUUUCUAAAAAUGCACUCUGCCAUGUUUGUUUUUUUGCGACAACCAAAGAUAAGAGGUUACAAGAUGAGUUGAGUCCGUUUGUAGUAUGCAUAUUGAAAGGGGUAUGUCGUCUACCAUCAUUUACUUCCGGAGGUUUACUUGAAAGACGAGUGAACCAUCCCUUCACCUCGUUUUGUUAUAACAUCUUUUGUCUGACAGACGUUUACGUGACAACCAGAAUGCAUUGUAUGAUGUCAACAAACAUGGCACAACACAUUGCUGGCAAUUAGCUUAGCAUUAUGUCAUCAUAAUCAGUACAACCUUCAAAAAAAGUAUUUUACAAACAUCAUGUGUGUCCAUGAGGAGGUGGAACACACCUCCUUUUAGAAAAUAAAUCCUGUUCGAAAAUCAUUUGAAAUUGAAACAUUGCCUUCUAAUUAUCUAUAGGCUGUGUGCCUUGGUUUGAGGUCAGCGUGGGUUAACUGUCUUGGUGCGUAACAAUCACAUUUUGGAACAGUAAGUGCGUUCUGACAUCAAACUCAAAAAAACUCAGCUGGGGUGACAUAAGAGAUAUUUGGAACUCACAUGUGAAAAUUUUACAUUAGGCAUGCCUGUUAUUGGUGAAGUACACAGCCAACACUUCCUAUUCUUUACAAAGUAGGAGUUCACUCUUCUUACUUCAUUCUAUUAAUCUAUGAUCUAUUAAUGAAUAUAUUAAUAGCUGCCCAUACCGUGCCAAGAAAGUAGUAUUUCUCUAUUUCUGCAUACCAUUUAGUGUAUUGACUUAAUUAACUGCUGUUACUGUAAAUGGUUAGCUGACUGAUAUAUCCAUUUCAACAUCAUCAAAUCACCUAUACUUAGUCUAAUACAGUGGCAACUAAAAAAAUACAAAAAACAUGGCAAUGGUACUGAUUUCUGUGUGUGUGUGUAAAAGUAUUUUUUUAAAAACAUGUUGACUCAC